UUAAUGUUGAAAAGACAACAUCUAUAUUGGACCUCAUGUGCAGCUCACUGUUUAGAUUUAUGCCUUGAAGAUAUUGGGAAAAAGCCCAGUGUAGCAAAAGUGUUAGAUGAGGAAAAGAAAGUGACUUGCUUUAUAUACAAUCACAUUUGGACUGUUGAUUUGAUGAAGAAGUAUACACCAGGGAAACAAAUACUUCGACCUGCUCUUACUCGAUUUGCAACUCAUUUCAUUCAACUUGAAGAGAUAACAAGACAAAAGCAAGGUUUGAGAGAAAUGUUUAAUUCAAAGGAAUUUAAAGAAUCAAAAUGGGGAAAGCAAAAGUCAGGGCCUGCUUAUGAAGCCAAAAAAAUUGUUUUGGGAAAAGGUUUUUGGAAAAAAGCCAAUGACCUCAUAAAAGUUUAUGAGCCCUUAGUAAGAGUAUUGAGACUUGUGGAGAGCGAUGAAAAACCAACGAUGGGCUUUAUUUAUGACGUUGAUAGGGCUAAACGAGCAAUUCAACAAAAUUGUCGAUAUUUCAUAGAGUAUGAAAAGAUUAUUGACAAUAGAUGGAAUUUUAUGCAUUCCGACUUGCAUUCAGCUGGUAAGAUAAAAUGUUUCAUAUAAUUAAGAACUAUUUUUAUAUUUUAUUAUUUUAAGCUUUAGAUUAUUAUUAUUUGAUGAUAUUCUUAUAAAUUAUAC
Messenger RNA from Gossypium raimondii (Peruvian cotton), 678 nucleotides. RefSeq lists its product as uncharacterized. The coding region runs from base 4 to 603 and encodes 199 amino acids. The record is from RefSeq and is a predicted model, not a curated record. Lineage: Eukaryota; Viridiplantae; Streptophyta; Magnoliopsida; Malvales; Malvaceae. The transcript has 2 exons.